Colletotrichum higginsianum IMI 349063 is the source of this 642-nucleotide messenger RNA. RefSeq lists its product as uncharacterized. The record is from RefSeq and is a predicted model, not a curated record. The transcript has 3 exons. Bases 1 to 642 code for a protein of 213 amino acids. Lineage: Eukaryota; Fungi; Ascomycota; Sordariomycetes; Glomerellales; Glomerellaceae.
AUGAACCUCAUGAGUUUGCUGGUGCCCGACGACAUGAGCAGACGCAUGGAUUAUAUUCGGUGCGUGGCGCCGGGCGAGCUAGCUUUUCGGGGCGGCGCCAAGCCCGAUGUCCUCCCCGAGGUGGGUGACAGGGAGCUUGAAGAGUGGUGCCGCCGCUUUGUCGAGGACCCGGCGCCGGUGAAAAGCUUUGCGCUCGGGAGGGUCGUUGCCAACAUGGACGCGCUAUACAUCGAGGGCCAAAUCCGCAGCUUGAUUGCGUCGACUCAGUACAAGGGGCAGGUCAACAUCUCUUUCCCCGUCACGCAUGCCAACGUCAAGGUCAAGAGUGCCGAGAAGUCGAGCAAACUAUACCUGGGCAUGAAGAAUCUUUUCUCGAGUAAGCACAAAUACGAGGUUGUGCAAUCGGUGUGGCCGUUCGCAUCGGCCAGGAACGGCGAGGAUGGACGGAGGUGCAUGGUGCAGAGCGAGGAAGUCUGGUGGCGGGAGUGGCGAGACUCGAUUAAGUACGCCGUUGCGCAGAAGAGACAGAACGGGGCAUACGUGACGAACGAGGACAAGCUGGAGGCGCUGAUGGAGGGCAAGGGCAAAGGCGUCACGUCCAUCGACUGGGGCGGUUCCGACUUUGACGAACAGGGCGUGUGA